Molecule: messenger RNA, 5118 nt
Organism: Coregonus sp. 'balchen'
Lineage: Eukaryota; Metazoa; Chordata; Actinopteri; Salmoniformes; Salmonidae
Source: the annotation of a GenBank genome assembly
AUGACCAUCGUGUUCCGGCCCUACCAGAGGGGUGUGUACUGUGACGAUGAGGACAUCAAGUACCCCGUCAAACCUGACACUAUCACCCACGGCCUGCUUGCUGCAGUCACCAUCUCCUGCACCGUCAUCAUCGUGAGUCCCUCCCUAUACUUUCCUCUCUGACACCUAGGUGAGAUAAAGAACAUCUGACCACUGAUUCCCAGACCAGUGUCACAAACAGGUGUUUAUUUUUGUAGCCAGUGGACCAAACCAGAUAUUAUCUGUCAUACUGGAAGGUUAGAUGUAAUUCAAGCCCCUCUCUCUUUCUCUUCCCAUAGCUAGCAUCAGGAGAGGCUUACCUGGUCUACAGUAAGAGGAUCCACUCUAAAUCCGAGUUCAACGGGUACGUGGCGGCGCUCUACAAGGUGCUGGGUACCUUCCUGUUUGGGGCAGCUGUCAGCCAAUCACUGACGGACCUGGCUAAGUUCACCAUCGGACGCCCGCGGCCCAACUUCAUGGCCGUCUGCAACCCCAAGGUCUGCAAAGGCUACAUGCUGGAUAUCAACUGCACCGGCAAUCCUCAGGAUGUCACUGAGUCCAGGUAGUUACUGAGGUAGAGGCUAUCAGGGGAAUAUUGUUGACGGGUGCAUUGCUCUAUGCCAGUGGUUAGUGCUGAAAUGGAACCAAUGCUUGCACAAAAUGCUGCUCACCAGGACCAGGGUUGGUGACCACAGCUUAAUGCUCUGGUAGAAACACACUGAAUAGAUCCACUGUAGUCUCCAAACAGCCAUGAAAGGUUGACAUAACAGGUUUUAAGAACAUACAUUCUUUCUCUAUUUUCCAGGUUGUCCUUCUACUCCGGCCACUCCUCCUUUGGGAUGUACUGUAUGCUGUUUCUAGCAGUGAGUAUACAAGGCUCAUGGAACAGACCCAAAUAUUUUACUACAAACACCGUCAUAUUCAACAUUCUCAAAUGGAAUCCAUUGAUGUAAUGCCUCUCCAUUUAAAUUAGGAGUAUCGGGGUAGAUAUGAAAAGGCAAAAUAGAACAGGCUUUACCGAGAGGGAUUGUGCUCAUAUAUAUAUAUAUAUAAGGGCAAGUCAAAAGUUCAGCUGACUUUGGACACAGAGGCUAAUGCCCUGCUGGACUGUCAUAGACCGGAGAUGAAGGCUAGGCCAGUGUUCUGUUUCUGGUUAUCCAGUUCAACUGCCCUGGCCCUUGUCAUUGUGUAUUUAGUAUUUAUUUAGUAUUUAUUAGGAUCCCCAUUAGCUGCUGACAAGGCAGCCGUUACUCUUCCUGGGGUCCAAACAGGAAUAAAACAACACAUCACAUCAAAACAAUAGUCUACUCCAUAAAUAAAACAAUGACAUCACAACAAAACAAUCUACAUAAUAAAUAAAACAAUUACAUCACCACAAAACAAUAGUCUACAUCAUAAAUAAAACGAUACAUCACACAGACAUUGUGCACUAUACAAAUUUACACUGCUCCACCAUUACACAUCUACAAUAUAAAAUGUACAAUAUUACAACGAUACAAUAUUACAAUAUUGGUGUGUGUACGUGCGUGACUUCUCAGUCCGUGUUUUUCCGUAUCUUCACAGUCAAUGUUGUGCCGUGAGGUGUUGUUUUAUCUGUUUUUUUUAAAUCUGAUUUUACUGCUAGUUUGAGUUACCUGAUAUGGAAGAGAGUUCUAUGUGGUCAUGGCUCUAUGUAGUACAGUGCAUUUCCCAGCGUCUAUUUUUGGACUUAGGGACUGUGAAGAGACCCCUGGUGUCAUGUCUUGUGGGAUAUGUAUGGGUGUCUGAGCUGUGUGCUAGCUGUUUGAACAGACAGUUUGGUACUUUCAACACAUCAAUAGCUCUCAAAAAUACAAGUAGUGAUGCAGGCCAUCACUCCUCUACUUUGAGCCAGGAGAGAUUGACCAUAUAACUGGGCAGUAGUCCAGGUGUGAUAAAACUAGGGCCUGUAGGACUUGUUUGGUUGAUUGUGAUGUCAAGAAAGCAGAGCAGUACUUUAUCACAGACAGACCUCUCCCAAUCUUAGCAACCGUUGCAUCAAUAUGUUUUGAGCAUGUCAGUUUACAAUCUAGGGUUACACCAAGCAGUUUAAUCUGCUCAACUCACUCAAUUGCCACAUUAUUCAUUAAAAGAUUUAGAUGAGGUUUAGGGUUUAGCGAAUGAUUUGUCCCAAACACAAUGCUUUUAGUUUUUUAUAUAUUUUGGAGUAGCUUAUUACUAGCCACCCAUUCUAAAACUGACUGUAGCUGUUUAAGGGUUGCAGUGAUUUCACUUGCUGUUGUAGCUGAUGUGUAUAAUGUUGAGUCAUAAACACACAAGCUUUACUCAAGGCUAGUGGUAGGUCAUUAGUAAAAAUAGAAAACAGUAAAGGACCAAGACAGCUGCCUUGAGGUAUACCACACUCUUACGUGAGAGAGGCUUCCAUUAAAUAAAACCCUCUGUGUUAUAUUAGAUAGGUAGCUCUCAAUCCACAAUAUGGCAGAGGAUGUAAAGUCAUAACACAGCAUCUUUUUCAGCAGCAGAUUACAAUCGAUAACCUCAAAAGCUGCACUGAAGUCCAACAAAACAGCUCCCACAAACUUCUUUCAGCUUAUCAUCAGUCAGUUGUCUCAGUGCCAUACAUGUUGAGUGCCCCUCCCUAUAAGCGUGCUGAAAGUCAGUUGUUAAUUAGUUUACUGUGAAAUAGCAUUGUAUCUGGUCAAACACAGUUAUUUCAAAAAAUGUACUAAGCAUCGGUAGCAGGCUGAUUGCUCAGCUGUUUUAACCAGUGAAGGGUACUUUAAUAUUCUUGGGUAGCGGAAUGACUUUUGCUUCCCUCCAGGCCUGAGGGCACACAUUUUCCUGUAGGCUUAGAUUGAAGAGAUGACAAAUAGGAGUGACAAUAUAGUCCACUACCAUCCUCAGUCAUUUUCCAUCCAAGUUGUCAGUACCAGAGGGUUUGUCAUCAUUGAUAGACAGCAAUAAAUCUAGCUAUGGAAAGACGGGCAGGCAAGGCAGGCGCCUCUAGCAGAUGACCCGGUCCUCACUGCCAAUCAAAGCAAUCAGUAAUUCGCUCUGCUUUGUUUAUCCCACAGACCCUUUAAUAUUCCCUAUUAGAUGUGAUUCAUAUCUCCAUUUCCCUACAAGUGUUGAAUGCUGAGAUUGAGUGUAUGUGUGGUAGGGGGGCAUGCAUGGAUGCCAAUUUACACACCUACUAUGGCAGGAGCCUGGUAGCAGCCCAGAGAAAUGAAUGUGCCAGUUAGACAUUCUGGCAGCAGCUCUCCUCUUCUGUGAAAAGGGUUUUCUGUCCAUUGUUAGGCAUAAAUUAGAUUAACAUUCAACAUCUUUUCAUGGUUUAUGCGAUUCUAAGCAUACCAAAUUUCAGUUUUUGCUGUGAUUUGAUUUAGUAUGAAUAGGCAUUUAACUUUUAAAUGAUAAAUGAUUGCCUGUUAUCAUGUUUAUCUGACUAAAUCAAAUCACAGUUUAUUUAAUGUGCAUUUAACAAAGUAACAACACACUUGACAGAAAGAAAAUAAAUACAAUUAUUGCCUGUUACAUGUUUAUCUGACUAGUGACUACAUGUAGCCUGCUGAUGUUAGCAUUGUGUAAAAGCUAAACAAUGUGCUUUCAUAUUAGCCACUUGUAGAAUGGACUCCCACACACUGUAUACAUGAGAAUAACAUUUACUAACAAAUGCUGUGUUUCAGACAUUCAUUGAGGCAUAUUUGAUGGACUGAAAUAUGAUGAUAGGCUUAGUGUAACUGGGGCCAGUUUACAGUCAAAAACAUUGCCUUAUUUGUUGAGAUGGUUCACUAUUUGCGAACACAAAAACCACUAAUGACCUCAAUCAGCAGUAAAAGCAAAUUGUCUUCAAACAAAGAUAGCUCUUCUUAUGAGAACUAAAACAUCUCCUCCCACUCUUUCUCUCUAGUUGUAUGUCCAGGCGAGGCUGAGGGCAAAGUGGGCCAGACUCCUCCGACCCACGAUCCAGUUCUUCCUGGUGGCCUUUGCUGUGUACGUGGGCUACACCCGCGUGUCUGAUUACAAGCACCACUGGAGCGACGUUCUGGUGGGCCUCCUCCAAGGCGCUCUCAUUGCCAUCCUCAACGUGAGUGUUGCCUGCUGGCUUUUUAUUGUUCCUAGUUCCCUGUUUUGAUUUAACUUCUUUCAGCAACGCCUUUUGGAAGUCUCGGAGACGUGGGUGAUUCAUAUUGGAAAGCGAACCCACAAUUCGUAUUUCAGACUACUGCAUGCAAUUAGGGACCCUCCCGAGCCCAAUGUUUUAUGACUUCUCUGGCCUGGUUAGAGAGCUGGAGGGGUUGUGCAGCGCACUGUGCGUUCCUCUCAGAUGUGGAGCAGCAGCAUGGUGCCCUCCACCACCAGACAUACAGCGUACAAUCACAUUUUCCAGCCCUACCCUUGGUCCUCUCACUUUGUCUGACCCACACUAUUUCCCUCCUCUCCUCCCUACAGGUGCGCCACGUAUCAGACUUCUUCAAGCAGGGUCCUCCCCGCUGCUCCAGCCCAGAGACGGCCGAGAACGAGGAACUGGAGCGCCGCAAACCCAGCCUGCAGAUUGCAGACGCAGAUCACAACAACCAUUACAGCUACCCAGGGCCUGUGUGAGAGGGGCCAACCCAGGGGCCCCCAGACUGUAAACCGCUCUCACAACAAGCUCCCACAAACCACUGGACUGACUGACGGGGCUGCGCAGAGUACCAGAAUCCUCUAUGGCCUGGGUGCACCAACGCAUGAGUGGGAGAGGACUUUUAUAUUGGGACAUCAUGUUUGAUGUUCACUACUUUUUUAGUAUAUUUGUCUCAUGUUUUUAUGCUGUUGUUUUUUACACAAUAGAUUAGGUAAGAGUACCAAACAUUCAGAUAAGAAAGAAAAAAAGAAAGAAGGAGAAAGACCAUUCUCAGAAGAGAAAAUGUCUAGAUGAGUCCCAUUUUAGUGCACCUUAGUCAUAUGAGUAAUCUGAACUUCAGUGGGAGUUUGGGAUUGAUAUGUUGAAUGUUUCAUCUAUGUGAAAUGGACUGCAGUGAUUUAGAAAUGUUGAUGUUGAUUGUGUAAGCUUGAUAUACCACUAGAUCACAAACAAUCAAUGCAAACGUUUGGCAUAAAGAUUUUAGCUAUGUAUAU